This is a messenger RNA of Bipolaris zeicola 26-R-13, 603 nucleotides long. RefSeq lists its product as uncharacterized. Gene Ontology annotation, cellular component: cytosol; cytoplasm. Gene Ontology annotation, biological process: secondary metabolic process. The coding region runs from base 1 to 603 and encodes 200 amino acids. The record is from RefSeq and is a predicted model, not a curated record. Gene Ontology annotation, molecular function: carboxy-lyase activity. The transcript is spliced from 3 exons. Lineage: Eukaryota; Fungi; Ascomycota; Dothideomycetes; Pleosporales; Pleosporaceae.
AUGAAGACCCAUGAAAUGUGCGCAAGACUACAAAAUAACAAAAUUCAAGAUGAGAGGGUUAAAGUUCAUCAUUAUAUGCUGCCAACUGAAUACAUACAGAAACUGGACCUACAGUUCAUGAACCGCAACGAUAUCGACGUCUCGAUUCUAUCGUUGAGCGCUCCAGGUCUUGCGUUCGCCUCAUCUGCCGAGGAAGCUACAAAACUAUGCCGAUCGGUCAAUGAGUACGCUAAGGAGAUCUCGACCAAUCACCCACGGCAAUUUGGUUUCUUUGCAUCCUUUUUCAUCCAUCCAACCUUUGGUAAAACUUGGGGCGCCCCGCCUAACCCUACUAUUCCUCGACCUAUGAUCGAUUUUCCUCACGAGAUAACCCGAACAGUAAUAAGUCUUAUCACGUCCAAGGUUGUUCGUGACUUUUCGAACUGUAAAAUCAUACUAUCUCACGGUGGCGGCACGCUCCCAUACGUGGCGACGAGAGAUGUGCACCAAACAGCUGACCUUGGACUGAAAGAUAAAACAGCCGAAGACUUUAUAAGGGAAGCAAAAUCAUUUUACUUUAAUCUUGCAUUGACGGGAUUUAAGGCACCUAUUAAACUUUUAUAA